Messenger RNA from Prunus avium (sweet cherry), 1718 nucleotides. NCBI's taxonomy places the organism in Eukaryota, Viridiplantae, Streptophyta, Magnoliopsida, Rosales, Rosaceae. The record is from RefSeq and is a predicted model, not a curated record.
AACAAGCGAGUGAUAAAAACCAAAAACAAAAUUUAAAGCAGAUUGCAGAAGAGAAAAACGCUAAAGGCAUUUCGACCAGUCGUGGAGCAGAAGUUGCUGAACCAGAUAAGGUAUAAGAAAUUUGGAUUGAACAUUGAGUUGAAAGAGGGAAGAGUAUAGGGCGCAACAAUGUCGGUAACAGCAGGUGUUAGUGAUACUGUGAUUGCAGUCAGGGAUAAGCUCAGAGGUAAAAUUGGGCAAACAAAAGUUAAAAGGUAUUGGCCUGGAAAAGCUCCCGAGUGGGCAGAUGAUGCCGAUGAAGAUGGGGAUAUUAGGAUGUCCGCAGCUGCUUCAUUGGAGAAAGCUUUCCCCACUGACGAAUAUUCUGAUGUUGUUAGAAAAGAUGAUCCUAGACUGCGCCGUUUGGCUGAGAGCAGGAUAGAUAAUCGUGAGGAUGUUCGAGCUGAUCAUAGGCGUAUCCGGCAGGCUGAGAUUGUUUCAACAAUUGAAGAAGAAGCCAAGAGGCAGGAAGGGUUAGAAGCGGAGGAAGAUGACGCAGAUGCUUUGGAGGAAAGAAGAAGAAGGAUCAAGGAGAAGUUGCGUCAAAGGGAGCAAGAAGAAGCUCCACUCCUGUCGGAAGACGAGGAAGAAGUAAAGGAAGAGGAGGAAGAGGAGUCUGAGUAUGAUACUGACUCAGAAGAAGAGCUUACUGGUAUGGUUAUGCUGAAGCCUGUCUUUGUGCCCAAGGCAGAGAGAGAUACUAUUGCUGAACGUGAGCGACUUGAGGCUGAAGAACGAGCCCUUGAGGAAUCAAGGAAGAGGAAUUUGGAGGAAAGGAAGAGAGAGACAAAGCAGAUUGUGGUUGAGGAGAUUCGGAAGGACGAAGAGAUUCAGAAGGGUUUGGAACAGGAAGCAAAUAUUGCUGAUAUUGAUACUGAUGAUGAAGUAAACGAGGCAGAGGAGUAUGAAACUUGGAAGGCAAGAGAGAUUGCCAGGAUCAAGAGGGAUAGGGAGGACCGGGAAGCAAUGAUAAAGGAGAAGGAAGAGAUUGAAAGGGUUAGAAACAUGACAGAGGAAGAGAGGAGGGAGUGGGAGAGGAAGCAUCCGAAAGCUGCACCACGACCAAAGCAGAAGUGGAGAUUUAUGCAGAAAUAUUACCACAAGGGUGCUUUCUUCCAGUCAGAACCUGAUGACUAUGCUGCAACUGUUGGAACAGAUGGAAUUUACACACGUGAUUUCUCUUCCCCAACUGGGGAAGAUAAGAUGGACAAAACCAUAUUGCCCAAGGUCAUGCAGGUCAAACAUUUUGGUCGUAGUGGAAGGACGAAAUGGACGCAUCUUGUCAAUGAGGAUACCACUGAUUGGAACAAUCCAUGGACAUACAAUGAUCCUCUUCGAGCGAAGUAUAAUGCUAAAAUGGCAGGAAUGAACGCGCCUAUUGCAAAACCCAAAGGAAGCAAGAAAUUGAAGGAUUGGGAGUCUCGUUGAUUUUUGACUACUCAGUCAUGUGACUUGCUGCUCCGGGCACAGCCAUGUAAGAUUUCUGGUCCAUUAUGAUACUUCAGUAUGACUUGAGGUUAGAAUUAAAAUCAUAGAAUUCGAUCUGUAACUUUAACUUGAUCUCAUGUGCCAGGACUAUUUUUAUGUUCUUGACCACCUAACUUUUGUUCCUGGGUUGGUGAGUGAGCAAAUACAGUGAGGUGGGGGGUUUUUUCUUUUGGGAUUUUAGUGAACUACAA